Messenger RNA from Saprolegnia diclina VS20, 376 nucleotides. RefSeq lists its product as hypothetical. The coding region runs from base 1 to 237 and encodes 78 amino acids. The transcript has a single exon. The record is from RefSeq and is a predicted model, not a curated record. NCBI's taxonomy places the organism in Eukaryota, Oomycota, Saprolegniomycetes, Saprolegniales, Saprolegniaceae.
AUGCCUGCCUCCCUCGACACGAUCCUUCCCACGCCAGUCCUUAGCAACGCCAUGAACAGCGUGCACUACACCAGCAACGACGACGUCGAGUUGCCCAACAUCUACACGUACUUCCACGACUUUACCUUUGAAACGGACGCCAACAUGGACGACAUGGACGCCGUGUCGGUCUUUAUUGCUGGCCUCGAAUACCUCAAGCACCUCUUUAUGACCUCCGCACCGCCGACGGCUGCUUAAGAUUACGCCAAAAGUGGCUUCUGCGCCCAUGUACAGUACAAGCUGUAGUGCAUGGCGCUAAUUUGGCACAUCAGCGCUGCACAGUAUAUAUCUAAAAUGUAAAAAUAGCUAAUCUCGACAACGUCCUUCAACGACACAA